AUGACUCGUGGACAGGUGAAUCCAGAAAUAACUAUAAGAAGAAACGGAGUCCCAAAUUAUAUCAAAUUUAUAAAAAACUCCUACCCUUUUGAAGAAGCCUUUCCUGUUCAAGAGAAUUAUUUGAGAGAGUAUCUUGACUACCUUGCUCAAAAAGUUGAAGCGGGCGAACUACAGGCUAGGAAUGCGAAACUAUACAUAACAAAUAUUAAGGCGCAUAAUAGAGCUCUUCGCUUUAGUUGGACUUUUGAUGCUAUUACAAAAGAAGCUUUGGAUUCGCUAGAACGGGGAUCCACAACCGUUGCUAAUUUGGGUCACUCCUCACUCAAUUCUUCAUCUAUUAUUAAUUUCCCAGAUGUCACAACCGAUAUUAAUAUUGAUUAUGUUAAUCAAAUUAAUGUCUCACCAAAUAACGAUAAUAACUUUACUUAUAUGAGUCCUUAUGACGCACGUCUCUUUCUCCCAUCUGGAAUUAACGCUCCGCGUAUCGUUCCUUUUCCCACCGGCGUUGACUCUUACGCCCGACCAACGCAUUUACGAUCUGACCAAUUUAAUACACAUGUUAACAUUUCUUAUAAUCCGGAUGCCCGUUCCUCUUUAUUAUCUGACACUGCUAAUUCUUUCUCCAACCAGUUGUCUAAUCCUUAUAUCAGUGCGCAAGAAUUAGCAAAUCAAAUUUUCGAUGUGCAAGAACAAGUUUCUGAUGUACAAAGAAAAAUUAAUUAUUUACUUAAUUUAAUCGCAUAUGCCUCAUAA
This is a messenger RNA of Racocetra persica, 753 nucleotides long. NCBI's taxonomy places the organism in Eukaryota, Fungi, Glomeromycota, Glomeromycetes, Diversisporales, Gigasporaceae. The record is from the annotation of a GenBank genome assembly.